Molecule: messenger RNA, 5975 nt
Organism: Branchiostoma floridae (Florida lancelet)
Lineage: Eukaryota; Metazoa; Chordata; Leptocardii; Amphioxiformes; Branchiostomatidae
Product: unconventional myosin-Ie-like
Exons: 31
Coding region: 186-3665 (1159 amino acids)
Biological process (GO): actin filament organization; vesicle transport along actin filament
Cellular component (GO): plasma membrane; vesicle; actin cytoskeleton
Molecular function (GO): actin filament binding; microfilament motor activity; ATP binding
Source: RefSeq, a predicted model, not a curated record
UAACGGACAUGCGCUGUGCAGGUUUGCAAGUUGUUCACUUCCUGUUUCCGAUUGGAGCAACAAGCCGGUAAAACUGGCCAAAGUGUUCGGUUUCAACUUUAGCCACUAGAGCAAGAAUAACUGCUAACGAAGUUUCACUGAUUGAAGAAACCUUGGAUUAAUGUGGACCAAAGAAAUCACCAGAAAUGGCGUACCAUCACUGGCAGAAGAUGAACAUCAAGCAGAGCGGGGUGGACGACAUGACGCUCCUGCCCAAGAUCCAGGAGUCGUCCAUCGUCGACAACCUCAAGAAGAGGUUCAUGGACGACCUCAUUUAUACUUACAUAGGUCCAGUGCUGAUCUCUGUCAACCCCUUCAAACAGAUGCCUUAUUUCACAGAGAGGGAGAUAGAACUAUAUCAGGGAGCUGCUAUCUAUGAGAACCCUCCUCACAUCUAUGCCUUAGCAGACGACAUGUUCAGGAACAUGCUUAUCGACAAUGAAAACCACUGUGUUAUCAUCAGUGGAGAGAGUGGAGCAGGGAAAACAGUAGCAGCCAAGUACAUCAUGAACUACAUAGCCAAGGUUUCAGGGGGAGGGGCAAGGGUACAGCAUGUUAAAGACAUCAUUCUCCAGUCCAACCCUUUACUGGAGGCAUUUGGGAAUGCCAAGACAGUCCGUAACAACAACUCCAGCAGAUUUGGAAAGUAUGUGGAGAUCCAGUUUGACAGGGGUGGAGAGCCUGAUGGGGGGAAAAUAUCCAACUUCCUGUUAGAAAAGUCAAGAGUUGUUGGUCAAAACGAAAAUGAGAGAAACUUCCAUAUAUUCUACCAACUCCUAGCUGGGGCAACAAACGAACAAAGAGAACAACUUGGCCUUACUGACGCAGAGUACUACUACUACCUGAACCAGAGUGGUGCAUACAAGGUAGACGGCACAGACGACAGACAAGAGUUCCAAGAUACUAUGAAUGCGAUGGAUGUGAUAGGCAUCUCAGCAGAGGACCAGGACAAUGUGCUGAUGCUGGUGGCAGGUGUGCUGCACCUCGGCAACAUUCAGUUCAGGGAGGAGGGCAACUAUGCUGCUGUGGAGAAUGAUGAAUUCCUGGCCUUCCCUGCCUACCUCCUCAGUGUUGACCCUGAGGCCCUGCGGCUCAAGCUGACCAGCAGGGUGAUGGACAGCAAGUGGGGAGGCAGGUCGGAGUCAGUCAACGUCACGCUGAACGUGGAGCAGGCCAACUAUGCGAGGGACGCCCUGGCCAAAACACUGCACUCACGAGUCUUCGACUUCCUUGUGGCGGCUAUCAAUGGAGCUAUGCAGAAAGAUUACGAGGAGUUGGUGAUAGGAGUGUUGGACAUUUACGGCUUCGAAAUCUUUCAGAGAAAUGGGUUUGAGCAGUUCUGCAUCAACUUUGUCAAUGAGAAGCUGCAGCAGAUCUUCAUUGAGCUGACUCUGAAGGCUGAGCAGGAAGAAUAUGUGCAAGAGGGGAUCAAGUGGAGUCCAAUUGAUUACUUCAAUAACAAGAUUGUGUGUGACCUGAUUGAGAGCAGGAACCCUCCCAUGAUCAUGGCGAUCCUGGACGAUGUGUGCGCCACCAUGCACGCGGUGAGUGAGGGAGCAGACGAGAAGCUGCUGCAGAAACUCCAGGCCUCGGUGGGAACACACCAGCACUACAAUGGCUUCAACACUGGCUUUGUCAUACACCACUAUGCAGGGAAGGUGACCUACGAUGCUGACGGGUUUUGUGACAAGAACCGUGACGUUCUAAACGUGGACCUGAUCCAGCUCAUGCAGUCUAGUGAGAAUGGUUUCAUGGCAGCGCUGUUUCCUGAUGACACUGGUGGCAGGGGACGCCCCACAACCGCAAGCUACAAGAUUAAGAACCAAGCCAACAAGCUGGUGGAGUCUCUGAAAAAAUGUGUUCCCCACUACAUCAGGUGUAUCAAACCUAACGAGACCAAGAAACCUAAGGACUGGGAGGACAGCAGAGUGAAGCAUCAGGUGGAGUACCUUGGGCUGAAGGAGAACAUCCGUGUGAGACGCGCAGGCUUUGCCUAUAGGAGGGAGUUUGAUAAGUUCCUUAGGAGAUAUGCCAUCCUGACCCCCGAGACGUGGCCCCAGUGGCGCGGCCCCCCUCAGCAGGGCAUCCACCAUCUCAUGCGCUCUGUCAACAUGGAGUCUGACCAGUACCAGCUCGGACACACCAAAGUCUUCAUCAAGAACCCGGAAUCUUUGUUCCUUUUGGAGGAGUUGAGGGAGAGAAAGUUUGACGGCUAUGCCCGAGUCAUCCAGACUGGCUUCAGGAAGUACAUUGCUCGCAAGAAGGCUCAGCAGAUGAAGGAACAAGCUGCUGACCUGUUGUACAACCAGAAGGAGCGGCGCAGGUUCAGCCUGAACAGGAACUUUGUCGGUGAUUACAUCGGACUGGCGAACAAACCUGCACUCAGGGCACUGCUGGCCAAGAGAGAGAGGAUAGAAUUUUCAGACACUGUCAACAAAUAUGACAGGAGAUUCAAGCCUUCCAAGCGAGACAUGCUGCUGUCAGCCAAGUACCUGUACCUGAUUGGAAGAGAAGUGGUUAAGAAGGGUCCUGAGAAAGGCCAGCAGAAGGAGGUUAUCAAGAGGAAACUGGGCCUGGAGAUGAUCACAUCAGUAUCACUGAGCCCUCUGCAGGAUUCGUUCUUUGUGCUGCACAUUCAGGAUGACUAUGACAGUCUCCUGGAGUCGGUCUUCAAAACUGAGUUCCUCAUGAUCCUGGCUGAGAAGUAUGAGAAAAUCUGUGCCAGGAAACUCACCAUCAACUUCAGCAACUCGAUUGAGUUCACCAUCAAGAAGGAAGGCUGGGGAGGAGGCGGGAAGAGACACAUCAACUUCAACUCAGGGACGGGAGACCAGCCAACUCUAAAGGCCUCCAGCAAAGUCUUGAGUGUGUCCAUAGGGGCUGGGCUGCCCAAGAGCUCACGGCCAGGAGUAAGGCAGGUUACACAAGGCGCACGGGGUGGCCAUCCUGCACGGAGAGCUCCAGCACCGGCACCAUCACACAUGGCCGGGAGGGCACCAGCACCCUCACCCAUGACUGGCAGGCCACAGAUGCCCCUCCCUAACGCUGGCAGACCUGCAGCACCCCUGCCUACAAGUGGUAGGCCUCCAGCACCCCUACCAACAAGUGGUAGGUUCCCACCACCCAUGGGUAGAGCACCACCCCCACCGACAGUGGCUGCACCACCACCUCCAACUGGUCACAUCCAGAAUGGAGCAGUACCAGGGUCAGACAUAAAAGCCAGGCAGGCUCGCUUCCAGAGGACCAGGACCUUGUCUGCAGAACACCCGAGAAUGCCGGCGGUCGGUGCGCAGAGAAUGGCACGGCAGGCCUCCAAGUCUAAGGAACUGGAUGAGUUCCUCAGAAGAACCCCUGAGGCAGGACAGGCAGGUGCCCACAGGCGAAGUAUUGAGACCAAAGUGAGACCCAACAUUGCUCCUAACAAGCCCAAGCCCAAACCCAAACCCAAACCAUCCCUACCACAGUGCAAAGCAUUAUGGGCUUAUGAUGCACAGGACACUGAUGAGCUGAGCUUCAAUGCUGAUGAUGUCAUUGAGAUUGUGAAUGAAGAUGGCUCUGGUUGGUGGCGCGGAAGGAUACGAGGAAAAGAGGGACUAUUUCCUGGGAACUAUGUACAGAAAGUCUGAACAGACUGAUGAGUCUUCCUGCUUGGUGCAUCCAGUAAUUGCCUUUUGCAGUCCAGAAAAUACAGUAGCUAGGUAGAACAAACAUUUUAAUUGAAUUCUAGAUUGAUAAAUUCAGUGAUUUUUAUAGAAUGUUUUACUGUUUUGACCUAUUAUUUAUAGGUUUUGGUUUACAUUUAUAUAUUUUCUGACUAUAGUUAGCAAAGUUGUUGCAUUUUAUAUUUGCUAGUCCUAUGAUUUGUACAUGAAGACCAUGCUCUUUAAUGAUUGACUCUUGUCUGGUAGCUACAAUGUAUUAGUUGGGGCAACUGAGGUGAAAAUUCAGUUGUGAUAAAAGUUAAGAAUAGAGUAUACAUCUUUAAUGACUAAUUACCUAAAAGUUAGAGAACCACAUACUGUAUAUAUUUAGGUUUUGUUUAUUUGAGUUUUGAUCGUCUUUUGUUCUUUCCCAUUAUCUUGUCCAAGUUACCUAAUAUAUAGAUACAGGAAAACAGCCCUUAAUAAGAUACAAUGGGAAAUAUACAUGCAUAUGGGAAUUCCAUAGUUACUGUACUGAUCAGGAUAGCAGGUAGUAUGAUGUAAACAUGGUAUGAUGUUAAAUUCUUUUUAUGGAAACCACAUUUUUGUCACAUAGUAGACAUUGGAUUCACAGUUUCUGUGCUGCAGGCAGCAUCUAGAUGGUUUUGAUUGAUGUUGUUGAUAUAACAUGUACAUGUAUUUUUGGACUGAUGUUGAGCAUGCAUCAAAGCCUUCUUAAACAAGGGUGUAAAACCUCUCCAUGUCACAGGAUGUGCACAACACAAUCAGCUUCAGCAGUUGUUAUUCUGAAGGUAACAGCUAGUGAUUUUUAUGGAAUCAUAGAAUUUUUCUAGACCAAAUGGUGUAAGAUUUCUACAGUUCCUUCCUGUUGUUGAUUCUUCACCUUGAACUCCUAACUUCACAAUAUACGUAUAUAACAGCCAUAGAGUUGUAAUGAUUGAGGGGAUUUGAUACUGCUAGUAUCAAACUGCUCAGUGUGCUACGUUUUGUUUUGUUUCAUGUGUAUACGUGUUAAAGAAAUGAUAUGUAGAAUUUAAGCAUUGAAAUGAGGGGACCCUAUGAGGUUCCGGUACAUAAAACCCAGAGGGACAGAACCACUUCAAAGUACAAAUGGUAUGACAUGCAUAAUUCAAAUGAACUGUCAUGCAAUGUUGGCCUGUGUUAUCUUUAGUAUGAACAACUCCUAGUAUUAUACUGCAUAGGCAUAGGCCAGACAUUAAUGAAGACUAAAGAAAUGCUAGAUUUUAUAUUUACAUUAUUGGACUGCAGACAAUAUGUAGCAUCAUGAGAUUGAAAAUUUCCUGAUGUAAAAGACUUUUCACUUUUGAUAUGUGCAUCUUCCAUAUAGGGUAGGUAAUUUAUUGCACACAAGUAAAGGAGUUCUUUUAGGGAAAUGUGUGAGAGUGAAUCGGGACUGCUUUUGUACUAUCCAAUACCAAGCACAUGCGUGGGAUUUGCACACUUUUGUACAUCUUUCAGAACUCUAUUGUGUACAGUUUUUAUGUGAGCCAUCUGCUUGCAGGUUACUGUUUUGUUGUUUUACUCAUGUAGUCACUCCAGUUCCCUUGCACAUGCACAGCCUCCAAAUUGUUCACAUUGUUAGUUUUUCAAAUUUUUACAUGAAUAGACCACUUUUACAUGUAUUUAUAGAUUGAAAGAUAUCUUUUGAAUGGUAAUAUUACAGAUUGUGAAGAGGUGAUUUACCUUUAGCUGUAUGUGAACAGCAAAAUUCUACGUAACCUAUAGUUAUUUCUCUGUCCAAAAAUCCAGUAAAUGGAUUCAUCCCUUCUUCAGAAGUUCUGAAGAGAAACCCACUUUUUGCCUGGUACGUGCACCAUGAGUGAUGAACAGAAAUAGGUCAUGACAGAGUCGUGUACUCCAACAGAAAGUAGGAAAUGUCCCCAUAUUUCAGGGAUCUCAUCUGAUGCCUUACUAAAUGUACAAUCUCUCAAGACUUCGACUUAUUGUGUAUAUAUUAGAUAUCUUUUUUAAGUGCAUACAUUGUAUUUCUUUUUAAUGUGUGGAAUGAUGAUCAAUUAGAUAUGAAAUGAUAGUUUUAUAAACUCUCGAUAUCGAUAGUUAGUUCAUUGUAAGACCACCAGGUACAUAACAUCAUUUGCUAGGCUAAGACUCCAUUAACAUGAAAAAAUGUUUAGUUGGUUGCAACUUUUGGGUAAAUCAAGAUGACGUAACAAAUGCCAAGCAACAUGGUACAUGAUUCUUAGGGUAUACAUUUGAUGACUAUUCAAAGUUUGUUAAUAAACAUUUCUUAAG